Neolamprologus brichardi is the source of this 475-nucleotide messenger RNA. The record is from RefSeq and is a predicted model, not a curated record. NCBI's taxonomy places the organism in Eukaryota, Metazoa, Chordata, Actinopteri, Cichliformes, Cichlidae.
UUGACUUCCAAUAGCCUGAGUGCAAAGUUAGUGCCACCCUCUGUAGAAAGUCCUCCUCCUGUAGCAGGAGCCCCAUUUACUGGAGACUGUUUGAAGGGCAGCAGGUAAAGAAGAGGAAGGCACCAUGGCAAACGCUUCAGAUCAGAAAGUGGAGUUUGUGCGAACAGGUUACGGCAAGAACACGGUGAAGGUGCUGGUCGUCCGGAGGCAGGGAAGACAGCAUUCUAUCAUUGAGGUGAAGGCUGAUGUGGAGCUCACGCUCAAGUCACGCAAAGAUUAUCUAACUGGAGACAACUCAGACAUCAUCCCUACUGACACCAUUAAAAACACCGUCCACGGUUUGGCCAAGCUCAGAGGGAUAAAGAACAUCGAACAGUUUUCCCUGGAUAUCUGCAAUCACUUCCUAACCUCUUUUAACCAUGUGCUGAAGGCCAAAGUUUACAUGGAGGAAGCUCCGUGGAGAAGGCUGGAGAAG